AUGCAAAGAAUCAUAAGGUGGUUUUGGAGGUUGCAUCAAGCUGAUGAGGCUGAAAUAUUCCCAAACAUGAUCCGGAUGGCGGUCAUACCAUUCAUUCCUUGUAUAGGACUGUUUCGCUAUUGCGAUGGGUGGACUAUUGUUACCCCGCAAAGACCCAGAUCAUUCCGGGCCGGCUUCGGGGGUCGAGGCUGGUUAUGUCAGGAUUCUUGCUAUGGCCUCAACCCGUCCGUUUCCACCGACUUAGCAGUACUUGUAUCUCUCCACGCCAAUUCAUCAUCACAUCAUUUCACUUAUUCGUGCCAUUUCCCCUACUAUGGCAACCAUUUGAAUUUACUUGACCUCCCUUCCUCGUAUACUGUCGCAAACCACUCCGUCCGCCCGUCCUCUUUUUUGCUUACUUGGUCACGCGGCCCUUAUGAUAUCUCAGCGCCUCCUCCCCAUUCAAUGCCGUCUCAUGCACCGGAUAGGUCCAGCGCCCGUAAUCACCUCGAAGCCGACCAGGCAAAUGUCGCAUGCCCUGCACCACUAACGCCGCCGUCCGAAACUGAUGAAGAUCAAGCCUUAGACCUAAGGACCAUCCGACAAAGGGCGGCGAGCAGUCAUGGAAUCACGCGGACGGUCGAACGUGACAAUACUGCUGCGGGCAUGUCAUUAAUGCAAGAGGACAGUAUAUACGCUUUCGCGGAAGCAUACGAAGAGAAGAUGCCUCCGCAAGCCCAACACGGGAGCGCCGCUGCGAUAAGCGAGGAUCACGACAUUAAAAUGGAUGACGAGUCGUCGAUAAAUGGUCAUACUGGCGGGCCUGGAAUCGACCUGAGCAGAAGUGUCAAUGUGACGCCAGUGUCUACAGACGACGCGGACGCCACUUCCCGAGCAGCCGCAGCAGCGAGCGAUGCCACGACAGCAUCACCCCGGCCCAACCCAUCGCUGGAAGAACAAGGGCAAAGGCUUGCCCACGAUAAAGCAGGAGUUUCGUCCAUCGACCAGAAACUUGACUGGUCAGACACUUCAAAGGCAUGGGAGUUCUCGAGGAAGCGAUUACGGCCUCAGUAUCCCUCGUCUACUUUUCAACCAUACUCGAAGUUCAAGGGAACACAACAAUCCGACCGGCAGAUUUACAACGUCGAAGUAACUAUAUUGACUGUCGACAUUGAGCAGUCGACCAUGUCGGGUUAUUUACAAAUUUGCGGACUAACCCCCGACCAUCCGACCCUGACGACAUUCUUCACGGGAGAAAUCAUCGGCGGGCCUGAGCAGAAGUACAGCUUCAGAACACGAGAUCCGGCGUGGGGUGCCAGUGACAAAACCGAUCUCACUCACUGGGCGAGGUUCCCUGCCUGGAGACCGCUCAGUCUUCAGGCCAAGCGGAACAUCAAUUUCGUGUACCCAUUGAAUGACGAGAAUUGGUGGCAGCAAGACUACAUUUUCAUGCGAUGGAAGGAGCACUUUCUGGUGCCGGACUACAAGCUGAAAAGCAUCCAAGGGGCCAGUUUUGAAGGCUUCUAUUACAUUUGUUUCAAUCAAGUCGAGGGGAGGGUCAGUGGUAUAUAUUUCCACUCGAAGAGCGAGAAGUAUCAACAACUCGAAUUAAAGCACGAAGGCAAGCAAGGCGUUUGGGGGAAAGGCGUGUGUCCAUCGAUUGAAUUUCGAUGA
Exophiala oligosperma is the source of this 1653-nucleotide messenger RNA. RefSeq lists its product as uncharacterized. Gene Ontology annotation, cellular component: extrinsic component of membrane; GID complex. The record is from RefSeq and is a predicted model, not a curated record. Lineage: Eukaryota; Fungi; Ascomycota; Eurotiomycetes; Chaetothyriales; Herpotrichiellaceae. The coding region runs from base 1 to 1653 and encodes 550 amino acids. The transcript is spliced from 2 exons. Gene Ontology annotation, biological process: negative regulation of gluconeogenesis; protein catabolic process in the vacuole; protein targeting to vacuole.